Exophiala spinifera is the source of this 1365-nucleotide messenger RNA. RefSeq lists its product as uncharacterized. The transcript has a single exon. The coding region runs from base 1 to 1365 and encodes 454 amino acids. The record is from RefSeq and is a predicted model, not a curated record. Lineage: Eukaryota; Fungi; Ascomycota; Eurotiomycetes; Chaetothyriales; Herpotrichiellaceae.
AUGCCCCCUUGGGGAAGACCACCACCAGGGGGACGAAUGAGGAGGCAGGACGACAGGCUGUGGGGACUGCAGCAACGACAAUGGGAAUACGAUACCCGUGUCGAAGAGCUCGAUACCGACGACGAUUAUUCUCAGGGGGUCGGGCUGGAUCAAGAGAGAUUUCAUUCCGAUGAACUCCGGUUUACCGGUAUAGAUUUGGGUGGGGACUAUGUCCGCCGCAGGCGUUCAGGUGUUGUGCAUGAUGAUGACUUUACUCCUUCUGACGAUGAAGAAGAAGAAUACGACUAUCCCACAGGAGUUGCCAGACGACAAGAUAUGCAGGUGGCGUACAGAGACAAAGAGGACAUGUUGGUGCAGCGUGCUCUUGACAGGAUCGCGCGUGCUCGGGCUCUGGGUAAGCCCAAUGUCAAAUUGACCCGAGCAGAAAUUGAUGCCUUGGAACGUUUAGAGCGGACCCAGACCCCUCCACGUCCCUCUGCAGCACCCAAGGCAGCCCCUAAGAGCAAGAAAGAAGCACAAGUCAGACGCCGGCCCGUUGAAGUCCGCAAAAAACCCAGCCGAAAUGACAAGUCAGCGAGUAAUUCGCCAAAGGGAAAACCUGCGGACGGACGAAAUCGUGGUAGAAGUGUGGCGUCAAAUAGUUCGUCACGUGGCGGGCGCGAGGAUUCAGCAACCUCUUAUGUCUUGCCAGAGUCCGACUAUGGCCGGCGCCUGUCUUAUUCCCAGGGAGUAUCUGUUGUUGGACCCCGGCAGCCUGACCCUCUACGUCAAGGCUCUCGGACUAGCUCCAGUCAAUCGCUGAGGCAACAACAUUACUUGCAGCAGAACGCCCCGUACUACUCUGGUCGCUAUGCGUCGAAUCCCGAAGCCGUUUAUGCCACAGGCUCGCGUGCUCCUCGACCCGACCCAUCUGAGCCAGACUGGGAGCCCAGGCCACGAUCAGCCUCUAAUAUUGUCAAUCUUCCUCUGGACCAACUGCCAUAUCAGACCAACGCUGGCAUGAUACCACGUUUCGACCCUAACGAUCCCCGGUUUGCUUCGCCACAGCGACGUGUAGCCUCUGGGCCACCCAGUACGAUGCAAAACCAUGCUGCUAGGUAUCGUCGACCUCAAGACGAACUCUUCCUCCCUCCGGAGGAAGAACCUGAAGUAAUGAGGUAUCUGGCUCCGGCAUCCGACUCCGAACCUGAGGAUGAUGAUGACGAAGAUAGUGACUAUGGCGAAGGUGUGCGAGUUAAUGUCAACGAAACUCCGGCUGGGGGUUAUAAUAUCCAGACGAGGAGCGCCGCCGCAGCUGUAGCCACGACUCGAAAACCUGUGGCUAGUGGGAAGGCGACUACAGGGCGAACCAAGAGGGGGCGGUAG